Messenger RNA from Aspergillus mulundensis, 2994 nucleotides. RefSeq lists its product as uncharacterized. The coding region runs from base 1 to 2994 and encodes 997 amino acids. Gene Ontology annotation, biological process: secondary metabolic process. The transcript is spliced from 4 exons. Lineage: Eukaryota; Fungi; Ascomycota; Eurotiomycetes; Eurotiales; Aspergillaceae. Gene Ontology annotation, molecular function: CoA-ligase activity. The record is from RefSeq and is a predicted model, not a curated record.
AUGUCUCCUGCGUCUCUUGCUGCUGAUUUGCAGCCGGACCGACAGUUGAAAAUAUUGGCCCGAGGUUUUGAAGCUCUGCUACUGACCACACAACAACUCAGUUCCAAGGAGAAACUUCUUCAGCAACGCCUGGAAUAUGCCCAUGAUGAGUUUCUCAAGCUCGCAGACCGCUCUCCCCAAGGACUCGAUCCACACACCAAGAUUGUCGCAGAGAAGAUUCUCGGCCGUCUACAGUACAGUCCCGCACUGCAGAACCUAAAUCCAGUGGAUGUAGUAAAAGAUCUAUCAGAGUCUGGAAACGUAGGAGAUUCGAGUCUUGCUGCCAUAACAGAGGGGGUGGGGAUAUUCAAAUCGUUCCUCAACCCUGAUGAUGAUGGAUCAACCGGCGUGGUUGCGACAAGAGCUCGCUCGUUAGAGAGAGACUUUACUACCAGGGGCACGCGUGGAAGUCUGCGCUGCCCUUUCUCAAAGCCUCAUAGUCUGUCCUCUGAAAAUGGGGUCAACGGGAUUGCAGCGCCGUUUAACGGCGAUACCUGCGGUUUCCAGCACUUAGACCCCAUCAAGGAGGAGCAGAUGGAGAGACGAUCGAGUCAAGCUCCUUCUGCGAGCGUGCGGUCUUCGACUCGCUGCCCUGCCUCUCGCUGCCCCAUUAGGUUCCUAGAUCAGCAUAGCCCGGAAGAAAUCGCCGACUAUGUUGAACGACACAAACAUGAAAUUCCUAGAAGCCAUGCCAUAUGUGUCAAACGGUAUUCCAACAGCACGCGACAAAUGGAUGCAAAAUAUGGCGACCUCACCAAUAUGAUCCGAGGUUUGUCACAGAAACAUCAAGCCUUCCUCCCUGGGCCGUGCUUGCGAGCUGCCAGUUCUUCAGCAGAGCGCGUCGAAAAAUGGGCGGAAGAUGUCAAACCACAAACGCCGGCUGAAGGAGACGAAGCUGGCGAGGAUGACGAAGAUCGAAAGGGCCAUUUCGACCGGCCUCUGCGAGAAGUUCGCGUUGGAGAAUCACCGAGCCGGCCUUGGGGAAUCCAUGUUCCUAUUCCUCCACCUCCAGCAAAUGAUCCUACUGUGCAGUUACCACCGGCUCACGACCUGGCUACGGAUAAACCAUCUGAUGGUGCUGCGACAGGCGCGCCCAAGGGCCGUUGUCCGUUUGGUCACGGCGCUGGCCCGCCUCCUCCAGACCAUCCAGCCAUCGACACCGAGACUGUUCGCAAGGAGCCCAUCAAUACACCCGAUGCCACCAGCACGAGGGAUGACAAGCCUAUUGACGACCCGCCAAAGCCGUCCACAGCGAACGUUGUGUUCAAUGGGCCAGUGUUUUUCGGUUUCUCCCCGGAACAGACUGCGGUGUUCAUGCAGCAGCUGGCAAGUCUAGGGAAAUCGCCUAUUCCUGGAAGCACAGAGAGCACAGUCCUUCACGCUGAGGCGGCGGAUCCUUCGAAUGCGACCACCAAAGCUCAGACGCGACUUCUUACCCGCCAGAUUGCAUAUAUCUUGCGCCAUCACUUCGGUGUUGGAAGACAAGGGGCAGGCAUGGAUGUCGUUGUCGGUGUUUCCGGGGGCCAGGUGUUACUCCCGUCUGUCUUCUACGGCGUUGUAGCGGCUGGUGGUGUUUGGAGUGCUGCUUCUUCGACUGCUACUCCUCCUGAGCUGGAGAGACAGAUCCUUCAGGGAAGCAGCCGUUUACUCAUCGCAGGCCCCGAGUCCAAGGAUGUGGUGUUAAAGGCGGCCAGAGCAGCGGGUGUUCCAGAAAACCGUGUCCUUGUCCUGCGUAGUGCAGGCCACGAGCGUAUACUCCAGAAUGUUGCCACGGGACAAAACUACCUUGAUGAGUUGAAGCCGUCCGAUGUGUUGGAUUGGGAGCGUAUCACAGACCCCAAAAAACUGGAGGACUCGCUUAUCUGCCUUUUAUACAGCAGUGGCACGACGGGUGUGCCCAAGGGUGUCAACAUCUCGCACACGAACAUGGUCACUGAGGCGCUGAUUCCUCUCUACUAUGAUCUCGAGUACAUUGCCAAAAAAAGAGCAGCCGACCCCAAGUACGAGCAUCCCUACCGGACAUUGGCACACCUUCCCACUGCUCAUAUCGCUGGGUGCCAGGGAUACUUUGCUAAUCCAGCCGUUGCAGGCGGCACAGUCUUCUGGAUGGAGAAGUUCGAUUUUGCAAAGUUCUUGGAGUACAACAAGAAGCUAGAGAUCACCACUUUUUUUACCGUGCCCCCGAUUUAUCUGCUGAUAUCCCUCAGCCCGGCUGUCACGGAUCACUUCAAGUCAUUGCGCCGCGCGUACUCUGGUGCCGCUCCCAUGGGCGCAGAUUUACAGACUAAGGCGCAAAAGAAGCUUGGAUGCCUGAUCAAUCAAACCUGGGGUCUGAGUGAAACAACCGGUAGUACGACAGGCAUGCCCUGGGAGACAGAAGAACUCACCGGCAGCGUGAGUCGCCUGUGGCCAAACAUGCGUCUGCGGAUCGUCGACGAGGACGGCAAGGAUGUCGAGGAGGGCAAAGAGGGCGAAUUCCUCAUCAAGGGACCCGUCGUAACCAAGGGCUACUACGGGAACCCACAAGCCACCAAGGAGGCCUUUACUGAGGAUGGCUGGUUCAAAUCUGGAGACAUUGGUCUGCGCCGCAACGGGCUGUUCUACGUCGUUGAUCGGAAGAAGGAACUCAUCAAAUACAAAGGACUUCAAGUCGCCCCUGCUGAGCUCGAAGCUCACCUCAUCUCUCACCCUCUCAUCUUCGAUGCCGCCGUCAUUGGUGUUCCAGCACCCGACGGCUCCGGGAACGAGGUUCCACGCGCGUACGUCGUCGCGGAUAAGACGAGGAUCAGCGAAGAUCAGGUCAAGGACUUUGUCAAGAGCCACCUUGCACAUUACAAGCAGCUCCGUGGUGGCGUAAUGUAUCUGCCCGCAAUCCCUAAGAGCCCGAGUGGCAAGAUCCUGCGCCGAGAACUCCGUGAUCUGGUGAAGAAGGAGGCGCAAAGUGCUAGGCUGUAG